Molecule: messenger RNA, 3100 nt
Organism: Lynx canadensis (Canada lynx)
Lineage: Eukaryota; Metazoa; Chordata; Mammalia; Carnivora; Felidae
Gene: PRSS23
Product: serine protease 23
Exons: 2
Coding region: 68-1204 (378 amino acids)
Biological process (GO): proteolysis
Molecular function (GO): serine-type endopeptidase activity
Source: RefSeq, a predicted model, not a curated record
ACACCUGUUUGAACGGCGCGGCGAGCCGCGGCCCCGGCGGGCUGCUCGGCGCGGAGUGGUGCUCAGCAUGGCGGGGAUUCCAGGGCUCCUCCUCCUCCUCCUCCUCCUCCUCCUCUGUGCUGUGGGGCAGGUGAGCCCCUAUGGUGCCCACUGGAAACCCACUUGGCCUGCUUACCGCCUCCCUGUGGUCUUGCCCCAGUCCACCCUCAACUUAGGCAAGCCAGACUUCGGGGCUGAAGCCAAAUUGGAGGUGUCCUCCUCGUGUGGACCCCAGUGUCACAAGGGGACUCCACUGCCCACUUAUGAAGAGGCCAAGCGGUACCUGUCUUAUGAAACGCUCUAUGCCAAUGGCAGCCGCACCGAGACCCAGGUGGGCAUUUAUGUCCUCAGCAGUGGUGGGCGACAAGAGUCUUCAGGAAAGUCUCGGAGGAAGCGGCAGAUUUAUGGCUAUGACAGCAGAUUCAGCAUUUUUGGGAAGGACUUCUUGCUCAACUAUCCCUUCUCAACAUCAGUGAAGUUAUCUACAGGCUGUACGGGCACCCUGGUGGCAGAGAAGCAUGUGCUCACAGCUGCCCAUUGCAUACACGAUGGGAAAACUUACGUGAAGGGAACCCAGAAACUUCGAGUGGGCUUCCUGAAGCCCAAGUUUAAAGAUGGUGGCCGAGGAGCCAACGACUCGAGCUCAGCCAUGCCGGAGAAGAUGAAGUUUCAGUGGAUCCGGGUGAAACGCACCCACGUGCCCAAGGGCUGGAUCAAAGGCAAUGCCAACGACAUCGGUAUGGAUUAUGACUAUGCCCUCCUGGAACUGAAAAAACCCCACAAGAGAAAGUUCAUGAAGAUUGGGGUAAGCCCUCCUGCCAAGCAGCUGCCGGGGGGCAGAAUCCACUUCUCUGGUUAUGACAAUGAUCGACCAGGCAAUUUGGUGUACCGCUUCUGUGACGUUAAAGAUGAGACUUAUGACCUGCUCUACCAGCAGUGUGAUGCCCAGCCUGGGGCCAGCGGGUCCGGGGUCUAUGUGAGGAUGUGGAAGCGACAGCAGCAGAAGUGGGAGAGAAAAAUUAUUGGCAUUUUUUCAGGGCACCAGUGGGUAGACAUGAAUGGUUCUCCGCAGGAUUUCAACGUGGCUGUUCGAAUCACCCCUCUCAAAUAUGCCCAGAUUUGCUAUUGGAUUAAAGGAAACUACCUGGAUUGUAGGGAGGGGUGACCCAGGGUUCCUUCCUGGCGGCACUUAGUGGUCUCCAUGUACUUAUUUUAGGACAGGCCAAAUUUUGUCAUUGGUGUGUGUGUGAGUGUGUGUGUGUGUGUGUGUGUGUGUGUGUGUGUAAUGUGUCAUAAUUAUCUUUUACCUAAUUUUUAAAAAUUGCAAGAUGACUGGCUUUAUUUGAAAACCGGUUUGUGUAUCAUAUAGCAUUUAAACAGGUUAAAGGCAUUCUUUUGCAUAGAAGUGAAAAAAAAACAUGCUGAUGUUUGGGAUGAUAGGGAAUAUUUAGCAAUUAAGUUAAUCUUUUACUUUCUGAGAACUUUGAUUUUUAUUUCAUAUGAACUUGUUUCAAAGGUUUAUAUUAAAUAUGUGGCAUAUGGGAGAUAUAAAUUCUUAACUUCUUAUGUGUGUAUGUAUGUGUAUUUUUUCCUGAGAUUCCUCUUGUAAUUUUUUUUAAUGCCUAAUCAUUAAUGUUUCCAGAUGGCAGUGUUCCCUACCACAUACAACCCUUAGGAAAUUUCACGAUACUUCUUAGACAGGCAGGUAUACUAUUUUUGGAUUUGGAGGCAUUUACACCGUAGUCCUUGACCAGUAAAAUAAUUUGUUAACUAUAUUGGUACACAUCUUAAGCUAUAUCUUACAGUAAGUCAGUAUCCCCAGCUGCUUUCAGUGUUGAAAUCAUUUCUCUCCUGAAGGCUGUUGCUCUGCUUUUGGGGAAGCCUCACAAUGUGGCCCUGUCACCUUUGUGACACAACAGAGUAGGCAAGAUCGUUUAUGCCAAGCCUUCCAUUUCACAGGAAUUUACUCACAUUUCUGAACUAGCUAUUUUCCAGAAGACAAUAAUCGGGGCCUAAUUAGAACAGGCUGUAUCACUUCCCAGCUAACGGUUGUGGUCACACAAAAACAAUCAUUUCAUUUUACCCCUGGAGUAUAGCACAUCUCAUGUUUUAUCAUUUGGAUGGACUGAUUUAAAAUGAAUUAAAUUCCAGAGAACAAUGGACGUAUUGCUUGGCAGAUGUCACAACAGAAUAACCACUUGUUUGGAGCCUGGCACAGUCCUACAACCUAAUCAAAAUUAUUCUACAUAGUUUUCAGUGUGGUUUCAGGGAGCUAUGUACUUGUGCAGCUUGGAAGCUUUCCUCUUUUACUUACUUUAUAGUAAAAAUACUGGGAUGGCGCUUUAACAAAAACCCAAUAGGACAUUUUCCCCACUAGCUUUAAAAGGGCCUCUUUUACUGGGAUGCUUUAGGCUACAGGCACAUAUGAUCAAGUACAGUGGCAAAACUGGAAAUUGGGAGAAUGAGAAGCAGAUCAGAAUCACCACUCCAGUCAAUGUCGUUAUGAAUGUCUUAUCAAUAUGAUAAUCACAGUUUCUAAAGCAAAGAAUUUGACUUAUUUUAUGUUUUCAUUUUAUGCAUCUUAGCCUGAGCACAUCUUCUGAAUGGAUCAGUGGAGAAAAAAAAAAAAGCAAAUGGAUUAUAGGGCAGAUGUUUGCUGGGCUUAUACCUUAGGUAACGGCCUGGCUUGUGACUAUUUGUGAGGACAUUCAGUUACAGCACUGAUGCUUAGAUAUUCUCUGUGUGGCUUUUGGUUUGUGUUUCUUGAGCUUUUCGGAAGAAUAAUCCUGAAAAGACACUGAAGAAAAGUACAGUCAUGGUGCUUUCUUCAAGUCACAAAAGAAAUACUAUGCGUAGCAAAGAGAUGUAGGACCCGCCAGGAUUCUUCUGAGCUCCAGUACAGUUUGCUCUGGAAUCUAGCAGGAAUCUAGCCUGAGGAAGAAGACAGUCUGCAUCCCUAUGUUUGGUAUUUGGGGCGCGGGUGGGGGUUGUUUUUGCUUUUGCUUGGUGUGAAAAGAAGUUCACUGAACACAUAGAACUAAUUAAAAAAAAAAAAAAAAAA